Artibeus jamaicensis (Jamaican fruit-eating bat) is the source of this 6345-nucleotide messenger RNA. It is a transcript of the gene TBX20, whose product is annotated as T-box transcription factor 20. Gene Ontology annotation, biological process: vasculogenesis; regulation of transcription by RNA polymerase II; heart looping. Gene Ontology annotation, cellular component: nucleus. The record is from RefSeq and is a predicted model, not a curated record. The transcript is spliced from 8 exons. The coding region runs from base 478 to 1821 and encodes 447 amino acids. NCBI's taxonomy places the organism in Eukaryota, Metazoa, Chordata, Mammalia, Chiroptera, Phyllostomidae. Gene Ontology annotation, molecular function: RNA polymerase II cis-regulatory region sequence-specific DNA binding; DNA-binding transcription factor activity, RNA polymerase II-specific.
GGCGCGGGGCUGAGAGCACCGGGGCGCAGUGUCCUCGGUGCUUCGCCGCUCGGCGAUCGACCUCCCUGCUGUGGGUCCGCGCCCUCUCCGUGGCGCUCCGCGGAUCCCCACCUCCCUGAGGGGAUGCUGCUAGACCCCUCGGCUUUGCGCAGCUGAUGCUCGUCACCAGCUUCCAGCGGCGCAGCCUGUGGUCUUGCGGCGCGCCCCGGGGCUUGCGCACCCGGUUGAGCCCGCAGUUGGUCUUCUCCGGUCCUCUCCGGCUAGUUCGAAGUGUCUUCGGCUCCAGGGCUUUGCGGUGGGGUGGUGGAGAGGCCGGUGUGGAGCUCUUGGGAGGUUGGGGCUGAUUCAUCUGGAAUCCCCGGCUGCGCUGUGAAAGCAUUCGGAAACUUUGCGCUGUUUUCGGUUUUGUCUCCCUUUGGGAAGCUGGACGGCACUUCGGCAGGCCCGGUCCCUGGCCAGGACCGCGUACUGGAGGUCAUGGAGUUUACCGCGUCGCCCAAACCCCAGCUCUCCUCCCGGGCCAACGCCUUCUCCAUCGCCGCGCUCAUGUCAAGCGGUGGCUCCAAGGAGAAGGAGGCGGCGGAGAACACCAUCAAACCCCUGGAACAAUUUGUGGAGAAGUCACCCUGUGCUCAGCCCCUAGGCGAGCUGACCAGCCUGGAUGCUCAUGGGGAGUUCGGAGGCAGCGGGGGCGGCAGCAGCCCACCGUCCUCCUCGCUGUGUACAGAGCCGCUGAUCCCCACCACCCCCAUCAUCCCCAGCGAGGAAAUGGCCAAAAUCGCCUGCAGCCUGGAAACCAAGGAGCUCUGGGACAAAUUCCACGAGCUGGGCACGGAAAUGAUCAUCACCAAGUCUGGCAGGAGGAUGUUCCCUACCAUCCGGGUGUCGUUUUCCGGCGUGGACCCUGAGGCCAAGUACAUAGUCCUGAUGGACAUCGUCCCCGUGGACAACAAGAGGUACCGCUACGCCUACCACCGGUCCUCCUGGCUGGUGGCUGGUAAGGCGGACCCACCGCUGCCGGCCAGGCUGUACGUGCACCCAGACUCUCCUUUCACGGGUGAGCAGCUCCUCAAACAGAUGGUGUCUUUCGAAAAGGUGAAACUCACCAACAACGAACUGGACCAACACGGCCACAUCAUUUUGAACUCGAUGCACAAGUACCAGCCCCGGGUGCACAUCAUUAAGAAGAAAGACCACACGGCCUCGUUGCUCAACCUGAAGUCAGAAGAAUUCCGAACAUUCAUCUUUCCAGAGACCGUUUUUACAGCAGUCACCGCCUAUCAGAAUCAACUGAUAACCAAGCUGAAAAUAGACAGCAACCCCUUUGCCAAAGGAUUUCGAGACUCCUCCAGGCUUACUGACAUUGAGAGGGAGAGCGUGGAGAGCCUGAUCCAGAAGCAUUCCUACGCCCGCUCGCCCAUCCGAACCUACGGAGAAGAGGACGUGCUGGGGGACGAGGUGCAGACGGCACCGAGCAGAGGGUCAGCCUUUACCACCUCCGAUAACCUGUCUCUCAGCUCCUGGGUGUCGUCUUCGUCCAGUUUCCCCGGAUUCCAGCACCCACAGUCCCUGACUGCUCUCGGUACCAGCACAGCUUCCAUCGCAACCCCCAUCCCUCACCCCAUCCAGGGCUCUCUGCCGCCAUACAGCCGACUGGGGAUGCCUCUGACGCCCUCCGCCAUCGCCAGCCCCAUGCAGGGCAGCGGCCCGACCUUCCCGUCCUUCCACAUGGCCCGGUACCAUCACUACUUUCAGCAGGGGCCCUACGCAGCCAUCCAAGGACUGCGCCACUCCUCCGCCGUGAUGACGCCGUUUGUAUGACUCUUGUAAAAUCAGGAGACUCCAAUCCAGAAUGUGCAAGUGGGUAUGGAAACAUAGGGUGGCGCUGGGUGGGUGGGAUGUGGGGCGUUGGAGCGAGGGCUCUGCAGGAGAUGUGGGAUCUGAGAUCGAGGAGACCUGGACUCACAGGGAAGCCUGCUGCGGAGAGCAUGCACCAUGGACCAGGAUGCAUCUGGAGUUGUGGGUGGCUCUUGGGUUCAAGAAAGAAUCCAUGGAAAGGUCUGAGUCCCGCAACUAACAGGACAUCAAUGUACCCAGGAAGUUCAAUAACAUGAGGCAGAUGAAUCUUAAAGCGCAUUACUUCUUGAGGUUAAAAACGUUGUGUCGGUGCAGUAACGUAUCAAAAAAAAUCAGCGUGUGGGGGUUUUCUUCCUGCUUUCCGCAGGUUUAAAGAAUCUUCAAAGAGGCAAUACUACGUAACAUACCAACCGUAAUGCAUAAUGACUAACUUAAGUCCAUUUCUCCCUGUAGAAAACGAGAGCCAAUAGGGAAGUACUUGUAGUGCUGUAGCUUACGCAUGUUUAGUUCUCCUUUGUAUUGCUUUGCUGGGGGAGGAGCUGAGAUAAUGCUAAUGCAUCCUAUUCCGUGGCUGAACACUUGGUAAAGACUUCACGAGUUCUUUUGGUACUGUUGAAGGGCCAGUUCCUGCCGAGCUCUUUUUCACAGUCUUCCUUCUUCUCUUUCUUGCAAUCACUUGCCACGUAUGCAGGAAAAAUCUUCUCUAUACAGUGUUGCAGGAAGAGGCUGUAUGUGUUACAUGAUAAAACCAAGGGUUUAUUUUUCUGGGCUGUGUUCUCCAUCCACCGCUGGCGUGUCCACUGAGGCACAUUCUCGAGCCACUGCACAGGGGCACGCGGGGCUCGCUUCCACCCGCAGCUGCGGUAGAGAGGCGGCUGCCCAGUUCUGAGAGGCAUUUCCCAGCCAGGGGUGCCAAAGGCCCCUUCAUUUCUACUUCAGCUUUGGGAGACCUGCUGGAUGUUCAAGGGCACUAGGCCAAAUUCUCAUUUUUUGGAAAAUCUGCUUUGUUAGAUUAGCUGCCCCUGCCACUUGACAAGGAUUUGUGAACGACCCCUCUCGGUGCCCACACAGCCACGGUUGCAGCUGUGCUGCUCAUGAGGCACCGUAUGUCCACAUUCCCCAUUGUCCUUCUUUCUUCCUGUGACAUUCAGUGACUCCUUGACCAUUUUCUAGCCUAUUAUAUGAAAUGACACAUUAACUCAGUGACUCCCUGACCGAAACACUGCUUGUAAGUAAAUCUGAACAUUUACCCACUUAUUUUCAGCUUUUAGUCCCUUUAAUGGUGUAUGGUAAUUAAUUAUAUUUUUGUUAUAUAUAAUCUCUAUUAUUUGGGGGCAACACAGUAUAUGUAAACAUUUACUGCCAGGGUAGUACUUUGGUAUUCUGCAAGUUCAUUACCCUAACAACAGAAAUGUAAUGAGCCUUACAGUCCUUGGACUUUACAUAUAAUGCAGUCUAAUUGCAGCGAUAUAACCUGCCCUCUUCACAAAGCUCCCUCAAACGGUUUUAAUUUAAUUUAUAUGUUCUGUGUAAUACUUGUUUUACUCUGGCUGCAAAAAUAUUGAAUCUGUUAAAAGAGAUGGGAAGUACUGCUUCUGAGAGUAGAGGUGUAUUUCAGAGUAAAUGCAAUAUACUUAUCACAACAGACUCCACUGGGAUUUUAUUGGGUUGUUUUAAUGUUAGGCCUUUCCAUAUCAAAUGCCUUUCUUGGGCUUUUCCAGCUUACAAUACAAGGCAAAAUGGCGUCACCCGUCGAGGGGAUGCUGUGGUCCGACUUUGCCAUUGCCAUUGCCAUUCUGUGCUGUGUCCUGGGGGUUUCAUACGGAGAAGCGUGGGCUGCGUGAGCCCAGCAGCUCAAGGUCCUGUGGCAGAUGCUGCGGGCCCCUCUACAGCUUCUGGGAUGCUGGGCUGCAGCAGGCCCUGGUGGUCUUCCUUCGAACACAGCACAGACGUACAUUUCCUUUAAAAGGCAGUGAUGAGUAACGUUUAAAUAUCCAAAGAGCUUGGGAGAGGGAUGUAAUAUUUAAUCAUUGGCCUAUUGCCAGUGCUCCUUUUAAGACAGAGUGUGGCUGCUUAAAGUGGGGAUGACAAAAGUAGAUGCUGUUUCACGUGGUGCCAGUCGAUGCUCCGGGGAACCACUGGUGAACUAAAGUAAAUCCAACCUGAAUUUUCUUUUCAAUGAGAGUGACAGAAUCAUUUCGAUAUUUUGUUCCCAAUCAGUGUGACUCCAAAGGAGGGUGUGUUUUUUGGUAAAUAUGAUUUCACAUCAGCAUUUUCUGACUUCAUAGCUUUAUUUUGUAAUUAAGCAAUAAGUAGAGUGCUUAGAGAAAAGAUGAAGAUGUCAAAGCAUGCUAUUGGGAAAUCACACCUGAAAUUCUGAAUUGGAUAUAUUUUGAAGUAUGUGGCUUUAUUUGAACCAGAAAGAAAAAAGCACAACUGUGGAGCCCAACCCGAUGAGAGUCCCUGCCGCUGAGAGAACCGGGGUAGAAGUUACUCCCUCCCUGCACCCCCUACCCAGUCCUUAUGAGCUAUUCGGGUUGUUGAUUCUUACUUACUUAACUCCUUCAGUAUUUAAGAUUUAAAACUGUUAUGUCUGUCUUACCAAAAGUAAUUGCAACAACUAGAUAAUUAGCAAAAAAAAAAAGCCAAGUGAAUAAUAAAGAGCAUGAGUUAUAAUACAACAGGAAUAAAUUCAGGGUUUCCCCGACGUAUAUCACAGUAUCAGCAAGCAUGGCUAACACAUAGGGUGCUGAAAAGAGCCGCAGGCUCUGCCAGAAUAGCUUUGUUCAACCUGAAGAAAUGAAUUUGUAACUUAGCAGGGCCUAUGUGUGUGUUUUUUUACAAGCGUUUAUCAAUAAUUCUAAGUUCUAUUAUUUCUUUGACUUAGUAAAAUCUUCUCCCUUUCCUGCCCACCCUUAGCACUAUAAGGAUAAGUAUAUCCAGCUCGUGUGUAACAUAUCACAAAUGGGGAGGCAGCAAGGUCUACGUUAAUGAACCCAUAUGGCGUUGCUGGUCCUUCGGAGCGUGACAGUGCUCUGUGGUCCGGAAGGUCUACCACCAUUCCUGGUGGGUGGGCCCAGAGGAGGGGCAAUGAGGAAGCUUCCUGGUGACGGUUCUUCAUCUGGCAACACUCCUCUUCAUCUUCAACACUCCUAUGGUACGGGAGUCACACUGAUGUCUGGGGUGUUCCAGGGUUUCUCCUCUGCCAUUCUCACCCACAUCCCUGUCAUUGCACAACUCCCAUGCCCCUGAAAAGGAAAAAAAUAACUCAUAAAAGCCCAUGAAAUAAGUAUUCUUAGGAGUAACACAUCCUUAUCCCUUACUGCCUAUAAGUUUUUCAGCAGGAUGUUGGGAUAUUUAUCCCAAUUCUGAAUUUCACAUUCACUCUUUAGGCUGUGCUCCUGAUAUUUGAGCUGAACUAUCCUGAGAAAACGAGCCUCCAGUAAAGUGGGUGAAGUGACUACCACCCCAUUAAAUGCAUGGUCAAGUUUAGCCAUGACUCAGAAACUAAAGUUCACAAUUCAGUUAUGUCAUUUACAGGAUCCCUACUGUGAGGAAAACAGUAUUUUCACUCAGUCUUCCAUUCACUGAGUAAGGAAAGCUGUGUUCGUUGUUGAUCAUUAUCACAGGUUAAACAGUAUUACACCCUCAAUCUAGACUGCACAGGCAGCCGAUAAACCAGUGGACGGAAGAGCUUUGCAGAUGUUUUAGAGACUCACACUUGGAUAGACUAUGGAUUUUAAACAUUUCUAUAUUAUUUCAGAAUCCAAGGAUUUUAUGUAAAUGAGCAAAGGGAAGGUCAUAAUCUCUUAAACCUGAGAAAAUCAAUAUCCUUUCUUCACUGCUGUUCAUUCCAUUCCAUUUACCACAUAUUUCUCCAAUACUUAGCUUUCUUCAGCACGCUUCAAUGUGCAUAGGUUCAUUUAUAACUCUUUGAUAGGCACUAUUCCCAAAGCAUUUUCUGGCCCUUCUUUCUCUGUCCAAGCCUCAAAUACUUCUAAUUCCCUCCCCCAAUAAUAAAAUAAAAACAUGUUGGUGAGAUAAUACAUCUGGACAAAAAAUACAAUUUGUUGUAUUUUACUUCUGGUACAUUAAAAUACUGUAUUUAGUUGCUUUUUUUUCUUUUUAGUUUCAGAAACCUAAAAGAAGGUCUUUGAUUUCCUAAAGGAAAAAAAAACUAUAUUAGCCUUUUUAGUAGAUUCCAUCACGGUUCUGUUGUUUGCUGUGUUCAUUUGCUUAACAACCUGCGUGCGAGCAGUCACUGUAACGAAGUGUGUGUGUCGGGGGCUGGGGGAUGGGCAUGGGAAAUGUUUUAUGAAAAAAGAAGUUAUAAGCCUGAUACUAUGAAGUAACAUCUAACGAAGUUCUUUUUAAGUGCAAUAUAUUUAUUUCUGCUAGAAAUGUAUUAUCGACAUUAUGUAAUAUUUGAAGCAUUACCUGUUAUUUGUAAACAGCUUAAAAUUAUAUAUUACCCAAAAUUGUACAGAA